CUGUGUAAUCAUGUUGCAGCUUUGCGUUUGUGUGUGGGGGAAACACAUUUAAAUUAUUGCACUUCAAGUACAAUAAAUACAAAUAUCACUGGAGGAUUUGGUUUUCAGGGCACACAUAGAUCUCUGAGACAUCUGUUUAAAAAAAAAAAAAAAAAGAGUGUUUUAUCUGAAAAGCUCAUGCUCUAAUUAUUGUGUACACACAUAUUUUGACUUCCUCUGCAAUGUUCAGCACAGGUGUUCUCGCUAUGGAGGGCCAGAAACAGGUGUUGGAGAGGCUGCGGGGUGCUUUCCGCUCAGGUGUGACCCUUCCUGUCCAUUUCCGUUUGACUCAGCUGGAGGCCAUGAUGUCACUGUUUGAAGACAAUGAAACCCGGAUUGUAGAGGCAAUGCAUGAAGACCUUGCUAAGCCCAAGUUUGAGGCAGUGCUGUCAGAGAUUGAAAUGGUGGUGAAUGACCUUUGCUACACCAUCAGCAACCUGCAAACCUGGAUGCAGCCCACUUAUGUGGGCACAAACCUGGCAACAAAGUUGGAUGACUGUUUUGUACGCAGGGAGCCAUUAGGUGUUGUUUUGAUUAUUGGAGCAUGGAACUAUCCUCUUCAGCUAAUUCUGUUACCUUUGAUUGGUGCAAUUGCUGCAGGUAACUGUGCUAUUCUGAAGCCAUCAGAAAUAAGUCGAGCAACCGAAAAGCUUCUUGCUGAACUCAUUCCUAAGUACCUGUCCCAGGAGUGUUAUGCAGUCAUUUGUGGUGGAGCAGAAGAGACCAAGACAUUGCUGGAGAAUAGAUUUGAUCAUAUUUUCUACACAGGCUCGCAGUCAGUGGCUCGUUGCAUCCUGCAGGCCGCAGCAGUACACCUUACCCCAGUUACUCUGGAGCUGGGUGGAAAGUGCCCCUGUUUGAUAUAUGGCCGGCUAGACAUGAAAGCUGCUGCUAAGAGGCUGGUGUGGGCCAAGUUUUUCAAUGCAGGGCAGAGUUGUGUGGCUCCAGACUAUGUUUUAUGCACUGCUGAGACGAGAGACAUGCUGUUGCCUUUUAUGAAAGAGGCUCUGGAGAGUUUCUAUGGAUCUGAGCCCCAGCAAAGCCAAGACUUGGGCCGUAUUGUGACAGACAGGCACUGGGACCGACUGGUUGAGCUGCUAAAAAAGUCUGAGGGAAAGAUAGUGAUAGGAGGAGAGAGUGACAAAAAGACCAAGUACAUUGCCCCCACUGUGGUCGUGGAUGUCAAGGAGUCAGAUGCUUUAAUGCAGGAGGAGAUUUUUGGCCCCAUCCUCCCUAUUCUCACCAUCAAGUCUCUCGAUGAAGGAAUCAUUUUCAUCAACGAGAGGGAAAAGCCUCUGGCACUCUAUGCCUUCUCUGAUGAGUCUCAGGUUGUAACUACAGUUCUUGAGAGGACCAGCAGUGGAGGCUUCUGUUCCAACGAUGGAAUAGUUCACAUGAGCCUCGUUGGAUUACCCUUCGGAGGAGUUGGCGCAAGUGGAAUGGGCAACUACCACAGUCGCUGGGGCUUUGAGACGUUCAGUCACAAGCGUGGCUGUAUGCUGAGGAGUUGGCUGCUGGAGCGCGUCAAUGUGCUGCGCUACCCCCCCUAUAACGAAAGCAAUCUCAGCUGGCUGCGCUGGGCCACCACUGCCAAGAAGAAGGGGUGGGCAGGAUGUUCUGUUAUGUGAGCACUGUGUCUGACACUCACAUUGAGGAUGGCCAUUUUUUAGAUUUUGUCAAUGAAGCAAAUUGUAAUCAUGGAACAAAAAAAUAUGGCUUGGCGUUCACCAAGGUUUUACAGAGAGUUUGGUCAGAAACACAAACCUCAUCUGUGGACACCACCAGAGGUCAGCAUUGAGAAAAGUUGCUUCUUCUGGAUGCUUCUAUUCUGAGAGAAAAGAGGCCAUUUACUAGAAAAAGAAUGAGUUUAUUUUACCAUUGUUCAAAUGCACUACUCAACUCUUUAUGUGCUAAUUCGCAUCUGUUAUUAUCGAACACUAAAGUGAAGAGCAUUAUUUUACUUAGUAAGGUAAUGUAGCAUCUUUACUGUUACAUAUUUUGCUAUAUAGCUCAUAAUAGUUUAGGAUUUUCUAUUUAGUGAAAAUAUCAAGUAGUAUUUCUAGUUUAUGAAUUGUAUACUUGUGUCAUUUUCAUCUUCAAAAUUGAGUACAAAAAUAAAGUCUGACAAACAUGUUUGCCCUCAGAAAACAUAAUGGGGAUUUAUUUAUAUUAUAAUUGCAUUUGUUCAUUUUUUGUUUUAAGAAACAGCUCAAAAACAUGCAAUUUGGUGUGUUUUUUAUAUAUAUGUUUUUGUUUUUUCUGAGAAUUUGGUUUACAUACCAACCAUGACGUCAUUGUGAUGUUAUUUUCUACAUGAUGUUACAUAAAUUAUUUUGACAUACCGUACUGUUAAAUAGUUUAAGGUUUGUAAGAUUUUUUUUGUUUUAAAGUAUCCUAUGCUCUCCAAGGCUGGAUUAAUUGGGUCAAAAAUACAGUAAAACAGUAAGAUUGUGAAAUAUAAUUAGUUUAUCUUUUCUUUUUUUUUUUUACGUUUUAAAAUGUAAUUUAUCCCAUUACUCCAGCUGAUUUGUUGCUCAAUAAACAUUUGUUAAUAUUAUCAAUGUUAAAAACAGCUGUGCUGUUUUAUAUUAUUGUAGAAAUCAUGAUACAUGUUUUCAUGAAUCUUUGAUGAAUAGAAAGCUCAAAAGAACAGCUUUUAUUUGAAAUAGACAUUUUGAAACAAUGUGGAAGUCUUAACUG
Molecule: messenger RNA, 2739 nt
Organism: Onychostoma macrolepis
Lineage: Eukaryota; Metazoa; Chordata; Actinopteri; Cypriniformes; Cyprinidae
Gene: aldh3b1
Product: aldehyde dehydrogenase 3 family, member B1
Exons: 9
Coding region: 222-1667 (481 amino acids)
Biological process (GO): aldehyde metabolic process
Cellular component (GO): cytoplasm
Molecular function (GO): aldehyde dehydrogenase (NAD+) activity
Source: RefSeq, a predicted model, not a curated record